Molecule: messenger RNA, 5158 nt
Organism: Ruditapes philippinarum (Manila clam)
Lineage: Eukaryota; Metazoa; Mollusca; Bivalvia; Venerida; Veneridae
Product: tyrosine-protein kinase Abl-like
Exons: 15
Coding region: 183-2768 (861 amino acids)
Biological process (GO): protein phosphorylation; multicellular organism development; cell surface receptor protein tyrosine kinase signaling pathway
Cellular component (GO): signaling receptor complex
Molecular function (GO): transmembrane receptor protein tyrosine kinase activity; ATP binding
Source: RefSeq, a predicted model, not a curated record
GCAAUGCACAGACUUACGAGGAUACAUACCACAAGUACAAUGUAAUUCCAGAGUACGAUAUAGAUACGUCUUCCUAUGGCGUUGAGACCAGGCCUCAUUCAUCAGGGUUUAACACCAACCAUCAGAAUGUUGUACUGGUACCCGAUAUUUCAUGUCUUAAACAAGGUGGUAACAACAAUUUGAUGUCUCCACCAAAUAGAAAUGAGAAUAGGACACAAACAGCCAACCAAGCUGUUAUAACAACAGCAUUAUUACGUCCUGUACAUAAUCAGCAUUCUCCAGUUCAAGUGCCUCAGGCUGCAGGUGCCACAAAUGUCGUAACUGUAGGUACGGUGGCUCCUAGAGUCGGUAUGUCUCCAACCAAUAGAAUUGGAAGUUACAGUAUCGAGAAAGGAAAGCUCGAGAUUGACUGGAAUACAGUACUUGGCAGAGGUCAUUAUGGAGCAGUGUACAAGGGAAAGCUUCACCCAAAAGAUGAAUUAUUGGCAUUAGACCCUCAGGCAGAUUCUGAGACGGUAGUUGUAAAAGUUUUAAGACAUGAGAUGGCUGAUACGUUUGGUGAAGAUUUAAAGAAAGAAGCUAUAGUUAUGCAGAAACUACAUCAUCCUAAUGUUGUAAAGUUUUAUGACAUAUGUCAUGGAGGUAGAUAUUUGGUAAUGGAAUAUGUGGAGAACAAUUCCCUCUUCUCAUACAUAAGUAAAGAGAGAAAAAAUCACCAAAUAUCAGAACAAACCUUCCUUCAGUUAGCAACUGAUAUUGCUGCCGGAAUGGAGUAUUUAGAGUCCCAGAGAGUGAUACAUUGUGACCUAGCAGCUAGAAAUGUGCUUCUUACACGAGAUAUCCGUGCUAAGAUCAGUGACUUUGGUCUGUCUAAAAUUCUUACACAAGAUAAAGAUUACUAUCGAAGAACUACUGACAAGACUAUUCCAAUUCUCUGGUGUGCACCGGAGUGGGUUGGACAUAAGAGAUAUCUACAUAAAAGUGAUGUUUGGAGCUAUGGGGUAACAGUCUGGGAAAUGUACAGCUAUGGGAAAACUCCAUACGCGAGUAAAAAAGUACCUUGGGCGCAAAUAAUAGAUCUGCUUACCCGAGGAGAAAGAUUAGAAAAGCCAAAACAUUGUCCAGAGUAUGUGUACACCCUGCUUCGACGUUGUUGGGAACUUGAGCCAAAUAACAGACCAGACUUUCAACAACUUAGGACCAGAUUUCAAGAGUUCUUGUCAGCAUCUGUAAUUUCAUCUAGACCUAAACAGGUUGCUGUCAGGAGACAUACAACACCCAGCAAUCAGGCCAAGCAUGGCAGUAAUCAAAAUAAUGCUCCAGGUGCUCCUGGUACUGAUGAUACAACAAAGACAAAUACUUUACCAUCAGUAUGUGUACAGCCUGAACAGAAUCAGCAAUCAACAAACAAAACAGGUGGUCAUAGUAGGACAAGACCAGUAGUAAAUGGGCAUGAAACUCAGAUACAGAAUGCUGUAAGGCAAUCUUCUGAUGAAACUAAUGUAACGUCUAGCAUUGAUGAAAGAACAAAUGAAAAUAAAACUGUAACUAAGGACAUAAAUGAUGAUCAGACUGAGAGAAAGGAAGUGCUAGCUGAUCAGACUGAGAGAAAGGAAGUGCUAGCUGGUAUCACUGACCAAGGCCCAAAUUUAGUUAAAAGUGAAAAUCAGUUAAGUUCGAGAGAAAAUGAAAAUUUGUUACCAAAACAAGGACACUCUUUAGUUAAUGGGACAGGACACUCUUUAGUUAAUGGGAUAGGGCAAUCUUCAGUUAAUGGGAUUGCAAAUCAUUCCAACCAAUCACCGCUUAGCAGUGUAGCUUUAAACCAGUCAGGAUCUGUAUCUAGGCAGCUUUCUACUGGUUCCGGGCAUUCUAUCAGCAAAGAGAACAAGAAAAGUAGUGAAACAAUAUUGAUUGACAAGAGUGACUUACAUUAUAGUAUAAGAGAUGUUCUUGGAAAGGGAGCAUAUGGACAAGUGUUUAAAGCAACUUAUCGUGGUGAAACAGUUGCACUGAAACAAUGUACAGUUGAUGAAGAAUAUUCUAGAUUCAGACGAGAAUUUGAGUUAUUAUUCGCUUUAAAGCAGAAUUCAUCUAAUAUUGUAAAGUUCAUAGGCCUGUACAAAGAAUAUGAUAGUUCAAAACAUAUGUAUGUAAUGGAAUACCUUGAAGAGGGCUCAUUGCACAACUAUCUUAUAGAUCAUAAACAGUCAGGAAAUGUGGUUGAUGCUAAGAGGAAGAUACUGUUCCUGAUAGAUAUUGCUAAGGGUAUGAAUUGUUUAUUCCAAAAAUCCAUCGUCCAUGGUGACCUUACAGCUAAGAAUGUGCUGUUAACUAAAGACCUCACUGCAAAAAUAAGUGACUUAGGCUGGGCAAAGGAGCUAGAAAAUGAAGAGGAAAAUGUAGAAUAUAGAAGAAAUGAUCCCACCUUUCAGCCACUAUGGACUGCCCCUGAGGUAUUUGAAAGAUGUGUUUAUACAAAGUUCUCAGACACAUGGAGUUACGGCGUGGUCUGCGUGGAAACUUUCCAAGAUUGUUCACCACCGGCCUAUAAUGUACCAUUUGACCAAUUGAAACAAAAGAAAGACACAUACCUUAGAAACUUGUAUGGAGCUAUACUGAAGGGUCUCAGGAUGCCAAAACCUGCACAAUGUCCACAAACUAUCUAUAAUGAGGUGAUUGUAAAAUGUUGGCAGAAGGAGUAUAAAGAUAGGAUGCAUUACAGAGAAAUUAUUGAAAUUCUUUCCCGAUAUGAGCAGACCUGUUAGAUAUAUGUCAGUACAUUGUGUAGUUAAUGUAUUGAUUGUUGUUGACCCUAAAAAAUUGUCCUUAUGGCGGAGAUACAGGAAUGCAAGACAAUGAAGAAAAUUUCAACCAUAUUUAAGGCUUGCUGUUAGGACAGCUUCCUAUCCUUUUGUUAUGUGAAUUAUUAUGUAGUGAUUGUUUUUCAAGGGUUUUGUUUCUAUUCACACAUGUACUGUACAAAUAUUGCAUUGACAGGCAAUGGGAAAUUCUAUCAACUCUUUGCCUUGUUUGGUAUACAUAUUGCUUUUUAGCUCGACUUUUCUAUGAAAAGGGGAGCUAUCCUACUCGCCCCGGCGUCGGCGUCGGCGUUAGCGUUGGCGUCACACCUUGGUUAAGUUUUUCGUACCACCCCACUUUAUUUCAGAAGUAUUACAAGUAUGGCUUUGAAACUUACCAUACUUGUUCACCAUCAUAACCUCCAUCUACAGACAAGAGUACAUAACUCUGUCAAGGUUUUUGACAGAAUUAUGGCCCUUUUUUGACUUAGAAAGUGUAUUGAGCUUGGUUAAGUUUUUUGUACCACCUCACUUUAUUUCAAAACCAUUGGAGGUAUUGCUUUGAAACUGAACAUACUUGUUUACCAUCACGACCUUCAUCAACAGACAAGAGGACAUAACUCUGUCAAGGUUUUUGACAGAAUUAUGCCCCUUUUUGACUUAGAAAAUACAUUGAAUAUGGGUAAAAUCCACUUAUUGCCUUAACCCUUUGAGAUAUUGCUUUGAAACUUUUAAUGCUAUUUCACAUCAUUACCCCCAUCUGUACGCAAGAGAAGGUAACUCUGUCAAGGAUUUGUUUUAAAAAUUAAGGCCUUUUAUCGACUUAGAAUCUUGGUUAAGUUUUUAGUACCAGUCCACUUUUUGACUGAACUGUUUGAGAUAUUAAUUUGAAAGUUGGAAUACUUGUUUACAAUCAUGAUUCCCAAACAUGUCCAGGAGAAGGUAAUUCUGUCAAAGAUUUUAUUUGAAUUAUGGCCCUUAACUGUCAAUGUUUUGUAUUAUAGGCAAGCACUAAAAAAGUUUUUUUUUCUUUCUUACCAGCCCUCUUUUGACUUAAACAUUUCAAACUUUGCUGCAGUGUUCAAGGGUAUCACACAAUUCAGUAAAAUAAUUCUUCACUAAAUAUCUUAAUGCUCAUGGCCAUUGUUCACUUUAAAAAUACAGAGAUUCUUGUAUUGCCUUUUACUGCAAAAACUUUUUUUAUUGGCAAGCAAUUAAAAAGUCGAGCGCGCUGUCUUACGGACAGCUCUUGUAUUGAUUUGUCAUGGCAACUUGUCUUUAAAAUUUGAAAUUUUGUAGGAUAUUUUUUGUAUUUUCCUCCUUAGUAAAUGUACAUGUUGAUAAAUAACAACUGAUGUUAUUAAAUAUUAAACAUGUAAAGAGUAACAUGAUUGUGUUCUCUGUUGCCAUAAUGGAAUAAUUAAUUUUUAAAAUUUGUUAUUAACAAACCAAGAAACUCUAAAAUGUUUCUCAUAUUCUAGUCAUCUAAGUGUUUUUAUCCCCUGCCGAAAAUACGGCAGGACAGCGGAUAUGGUUAUAGUCUCCUUCUGUCCGUUCGUCCAGUAUGUCCAUUCUUCUGUCCCACAUUUUAUGCCUGGAGUCAAUCUGGAAAAGUAUUUGAGGAUUUAACUUGAAACUUUGAAGAUAGAUCUCAUUCAGGAGGAAUGCAGUGCACAAGAAUGAAAACUCUACCUUUCAUAAUAUUUUAGUUAUUGCACUGUUCUCAUGCUUAAUUAUUUUGCUAUUUUUAUGUUUAAUUUUUUUGUCAGGAGCAUAAAUUAACUUUAAAAGUUUUUUUUUUCAAGCUUUAUUUGCAAUUUUGAUUUUGUCCAGGCUAUAACUCUAAAUGUUUAAGAGAGAUAUCAGCUUGAAACUUCAUAGGUGAAAGCUUUCAUAUGCCAACUUUGUACAUUUCAAGGUUAUUGCCCUUUGAUGUGUAUAAAUGCUAGUGUGGCAAUAAUUUUUCCCCUGUUUGGUGGUGGAUUUGGCAGUCUGUGACUACUUCUUUGUUGAUAUACCUCUGAUAUAAAGUGCUAUCAAGUUUAUUAUAUUAUAUGUUGAUAUAUUAUAGAAUUUGUGAUACUGUUGCUACAAAUUUGAAAUACAUAUUUUAACAAGGAGAUAAAUGUGAUUAAAUGAAUGUUAAAGUUUGUUACAGAAUUGUUUAAUAGCUUGACAUAUAUAUUUUAGCAAGAAUGAGUAGAAAUAUGAUUAUUGUCUGUAUGUUUAUUAUAUAUUUUAUAAUGUUGCUUCAAAUUUGACAUACAUAUUUAACAAGGAAAUAUGUGCUUUAAUGAAUGUUUAAGUUUGUUAUGGAAUUGUUAACUAGUUUUGACAUAUAUAUAUAUAUAUAUAUA